UGUCAGUUAACUGCGAGAGAAGGCCACGCUAAAAUUGGCGUAGUCGGCAGGAUUACCUGGAUGGCAACGAAACCGGUGGUGUUGCCCGAGCCCUACGAUGGGAAAUCGUCUUGGGGUGAUUGGAAGCUCCAUUUCGAGGACGUUAGCCGCAGUCAACGAAUGGAAUGCUGGACAGAAACUCAAGUGGCUACGUGUCCGCCUAACUGGUCGAGCGCAGCAAGGCGUUCCACCGCCUACCAGGAGAAAGUCAGGCCUCUUAUGAUGCCGCUACAAGAGCCCUGCAGGAGAGCUGUUCCUUUCGUUCUAAUGCUCUGGCUGUUUCAGAAACAAACCUUGCAGCACUUAUGGUUCUUCUAUGGCAGCAUGCAUACCUUGUGCAUGAGAUGACAUGUGUCAUGUGAAUCUAAGAGUGUUAGCUUCUCUCUGCUGGCACCCUGUUUGCUAUGGAGACAUGCUCUAGUGAAUUGUACGGAGUCUGUCUUGUGCUUGGAGCCAUAAACUUAACCACUUGCAGGGUUGUGGCACUAUCGAU
Molecule: messenger RNA, 532 nt
Organism: Geodia barretti
Lineage: Eukaryota; Metazoa; Porifera; Demospongiae; Tetractinellida; Geodiidae
Source: the annotation of a GenBank genome assembly